CCGUAUGUAUUUGUGGAACUUGUAUGUAGACAAACACAGAGAGCCGUGACGUCAUGUAGGAACGCAGUCUCGUGUGGAACUUGCAUGUAGACCAACACAGAUGUGCCAUGACGUAACGGCAUAGGUGUGCCGCGACGUCAUAUAGAAAUAUAAUCUCUUGUAUUAGCAUAUAGAAUGGAUUGUAAUACAGGGAUCCAUAUGGCAUUAGAAGAAGAGGGAUAUUACGACUGUCCAUUUUGUGAUCUAAGGAUAGCGGAGUACGUGACUAAGGGAAAGUCGGUGAGGUUCGAGUCUCUUGGAGACUGAUGCCGUCACUGUUGAAACAAUGGCACUAACACCUGCAGAACUCUUAAAGGUACAGCCACAGGGAUCCCAACCCCAGUCAACCUAGUCCCCAAUGCCCCAGCUGACAGGGCUACUGAGAGAACCUGACCCGAUAGCUAUUUUGUUUAUAAUCGACCGAGCUUUCGCGUACUUUUUCCUAACUCUUUGGUGGUGUUCGAGGUUUGCGCUAAUAGAGUUCUUAAUAGAGCAGAUUUGUUGUAGUCUGAAACUUUUACCAUUGUCUUCCUCGGUUGGGAUGGUUGGGUAAAUUUGGCCGCAUCUCUCAUGUGGUCUUGCUUCGUACAUGUUGUCCAUUAUAUUAUAUGGUAGUCUGAAACUUUUACCAUUGUCUUCCUCGGUUGGGAUGGUUGGGUAAAUUUGGCCGCAUCUCUCAUGUGGUCUUGCUUCGUACAUGUUGUCCAUUAUAUUAUAUGGUUAGAUAAUCUCUAUGUACGUUUCUUGUUUUUGGCUAUCGUACAUGUAUUCGACAUCGCCGGAUAGCUCCUCGCACAUUACGUUGCUAGUGAAAAGCGCUGGGUUAGCACCUGUCUCGGUGUUAAUGUGUAGGACGGUUUCAUUAGCACCCCAUACGUAAAGCAUGUGCCUCAGCUGAAAGUGUCUGACUGUUAUCAAAUACUACACCAGUGCUGGUGUGUAGGUGGUCUCUAGGCAUGAUUACACCCCAAGAGGCGCCUACUUGGUUACUAGACGCUAGAUGUUCUGCCCAAUGAAUUGAUAAGAGGCGUCCCCAACGCUCCGCUUCCAAGUGAAGUAGAACAUCGGGUCGGUGGACACACCGAUGAUCUCCGUGCAGUAUAGGACCUCUCUCCAGCCAUCAUUGCCGAGUAAUAUUUUGGCUUGGUGUAUAUGUUUUGCUCUGUAUGAGGCUAUGUCGUCAGCGACUGACUCGCCGUUGUUUUGCCUUCGAUGCCGAAGGCAUACACUUGGAUUUUUUGGGGGCUUGGUGAGUUAUGUGAAAGUGAUAUUACCUAUGAAGUUACCUGUGUCGAUUACAGCCUCAAGGAAUCGGUAGCCUGGCUUCCCAUCUAUGGCGCCUCUCUUAAUGCUAUCCCCACGGAAGCCCCAUCCAGCCGUUUGGAUGUUGAUGGUAUCCAUCGUAAGCAUCACAUUUGGGUCUAUGCAGUAGCACUCGAUUCGAAUGGUGUAGCCUCAAGAUGCUGCAAGUCCGGUAGCGCUAUCGAUAGGUAGAUUGUUUCUUGUGCCCCAAUUGGGAUAUCGUCUACUAGGUAGAAGCCCUGAUGUUUAGGGUACAGCCCUUUUGAUAUAUAGGCUCCUCUAAUUAUUUUCAGGUUACAUGAUGUUGAGCUCCAAAGGCUUUGGUUGUUUAGAAACCAUAGUGCGUUGUGUGUGAUACAUGAUCUUUGUCCAAGUCUGAGGGCGUUGAUUUGUUGGGGUGUUAGAUUAUCGUAUGUUAGUGGAUCACCUUUUACUCCCUGUGCGCCCUGGUCUCCUUUGUCACCUUUGUCACACUUAACCCCUUGAAUGGCUUGGUCGUCUUUAUCACCUUUAUCACCCUACACCCUUUAGCCCAUGUAGACUAGCGUGGUAACUGGACAUUUCAGUCACUCUGACGUUGGCACUGCCAACCGUCUUUUCUACUAUGUUUAAUAUUACGUCUUUCCCUACUGCCCCAAGCUCGAAGGCUAUUCUCUUGGUCGGGCUGUAGAUUAUUGGGUAUAUAGUCUUGAACGACACCCCAUUGAAAGAGUGUCUGUAGUCGUGCCAUACCCCAGAGGAGUCCUUGAGCUGUGUCGACAAGAGGAGCGUCCCAAAGGUCGGAUCCGUUGGGUUGUAAGUAAUUAGCUCCCCAUUCCCCACGCCUGUAUUUAGCGCCGUCAUGCUGGUCUUAGCGCUUUGGAACCUCAGCCAACUGUCGUCACCCCUGUCUCCCCUCACACCUGGGGCUCCAGACGCUCCUGGCAGCCCUCGUUAGCACUUAGGGCCUUGCAAGCCUUGUUUAAAAGUUCCUCAAAAGUUCGUAGUUUAAUUGUCACGUUUGAUAGUGUCUGUGUGAAGUUGAACCGGUGUCUUUUAGUUCGAACUUACCGAUUUCCGUAGCGAAGGUCCCGUUUCUAACGUUUGGGAACUGUACCACGGUGAGCGACCCAUAGUUGUCAGUGGUUAGUUGAACAAACAAAACGAUCCAUUCGGUUAGACUGUUAAACUUAUGGUUAAAUUAACCGCUUGAUAUGGUAGUGUCGUAGUCGUAGUACUCUAUCUUUUGACCUGUCAGUGGGAUACCAACCUCGCCGAAUUUAAGCCCUUGCACCUUAAUCAGUCUAUUGUCUUGGCUCAGGUUGUUCUCUUUAAUCUCUAGGCUUGUGGUGGAUGUGACCUCCAGUUUGAUCUUGUAACUAGGGUUUUGUGCCUGCUUAACAUCGCUAUAGAACUCUGGUGUUUGACCGACUAAUUUGACCGUUGCCGUCCGGUUUGCAUAUCGUGUCUCUGAUACUGAGUUUAUCGACUUAACCCAUUUGAAAGUGAAGAUGACGAGAUCACAUUUUGUCAUGUCAAAGCCUAUAUUGAUGGCGCCACUCAAACUCCAAACAUCUGUAUCAACCUGACCGACGACGAUGGGUUUGUUACUUCCUGAGCUCCCGUCCCUACCAGGUGCACCUGGCGGCCCUUGCUUGCCCCGAGGGCCUUGGACACCAAGAUUCAAAUCUUGUGCAUUGAAUAUUCCCAUUAUAGUAAUACGUUAUACUAAACUCAGCCGUAGAAGUUUCUGGCUAUCUUCUUGUCUGGUUUACUCACAUACAAGAAUGAGUAUGGUUUACUCACUGAUUUACUGUAUUGUUCCUUGCUAACCCCAAGCUCACGAGUGAUCAGUCCUCUUUCGUUUGUAGAUGGGAAGUCGUAUACACAAAAGUGACUACAAUUUAACCUGACGUCCUUUGGUGUCUUAUAGUAUGAUUGACUUAGGUAUAUUACGCUGCAGUUCUUAUGCCGACCUCGAAUAAAGUAAUCGAUGAUUGGUGCCUGGUUCUUUUCACAUACGAAGUCGUCGAAAAUGAUUAUUUUUUGUCUCAUCAUCUAGCUCCCCCACGGGGAUGACGUCGUCACUACUACACUCGAUAACGCUGUAACCAAUUUGGGACUGAUGUCGCUAAAUGUGUGGAUGAGGUCUUGGUAUUUCAACUGCUCUAGGUUCUUGGCGUACAGUUAGAUCUUGUCGAAGUGGAUGAGGGGUAUCACUACCAUAUGGAUGAGGCAGUUUGACUUUCCCAACCCUGAAGGGCCUGAUAUCAAAAGUCGGAAGUUUCGCUAGGCAUGAAUUUGCAGAGCUGCUUGUACUUUUUGUUCGCUCCAGUGUUAGAGUCGUAUUAGGGAUGUCCAUUCGUAUACAAGUACCGUAGAUAAUUUGAGAUAAGUUGGGAUAAGUUCAGAUAAAUUUAUGCAACGUAUAUGUAUAUGGACAUUGCCAAUGCGAAGAAGCAUAUUAUCCCAAAGAUUGAAGCUGGGAAGAUGGUUAAGGUCGUCCAUGAGGUCAUUAAGGACGUAUCAAGCAGGAUGAGUAUGAGGGCCAAAAAGAGGAGUUCAAGCCCUUGGUUGAGAAGGAGGAUAAGGAGAUAAGCGAUCUUAGAGAGAAGUAUAUAGACUCUAUGAAUAGACCAAUAGUGUAUCCAGAGAGGCCGGCUAUCACCGAUGGGAGCGAGGCCGCCCCCAAAGAGGUGAAUGUAGAUGUGGGCAAUGACUUCACCGACGAUGAUAGGAAGAUUCUGAGUGACGCUGGGCUUCCUUUACCAAGUGUAGUGUGGGAUAGGCAGAUGCGUGAUGAUACAACAGUUAGUAAGAUGUUAGGUAAAAGAAGUAAACUGAACCAGGAUCUGGGGAAGAAGAAGGGGCGUCUCUCUGUUACUAAGAAGUCUAAGAAGAAACAUGCUGAUGUGAUAAGUCGCUUCACUAGAAGGAUUGAUGUGAAAAAGAGGUAUAGGGAUAGGUUAGGGAGUUUUGGGGAGGGGGAGAAGAUGGCUAAGUCAGGGAAAGGAUUGUAUAACCAACCAAAACGGAAUGCGUAUAAGAUAUCACAGAAUGGGCGAUACGGGACUUUAAAGAUAGACGUGCCGAAGCUUAUGGGUAACCUCAGACUGAUAGCCCAUAAGGACGGUCAGAAGGUGUAUGACAAAAGAGUCGACCUCGAUACGAUAUACAUAAUCACAAAGCGUUUCAAAAGUAGUAAAAAAUACAGCGACCUCUCUAGAAUGGUAUUCAACGAGUUGAAUGAGCUGGGUGAGCUCCCAAUACAUAGAACCUCAAAGAAGUAUUCAAAAAUUGGUUCAGGUGUGGUGUACUACAACGACCCCAAAGACCUUCUAUCUAGGUUGGAAUUACUGGGUGGUUCGAUUCAAGCGGGUAACGACUCAGUCAAGGGUGAGUUCUCCGAAGUCGCUCAUGUCCUAAGGAGAUUGGGUGUUAUCUCGAACGACCAACUUGGAAAGCUUUUGUCUAACUAUCUUGUAUAGAUGGAAAAUAUUGUAGAGAGAGCUGUGUACAUCUCAUCCCGUGAUCGCGAGGCACGUGGCGUCAACCGACCCGAUGAUUUCACUAUCAAAAUGAACCCGUCAUUACGGCUUUCUAACGACGCCAGACACGAGAUCGCCGUCGACAAGAUAUCGAUGCCCUACAGCUGGCAUAACAUCAAUCCCGAAUAUGGGAACGAUAGUGUCAAGUACUCACAUGAUGAUGGGGCGACUUGGACAACCGUCACCUUUUCGAGUGGGAUGUACUCAUACCAUGAUCUGAACGAUUUUCUACAUCAGGAUAUGAAAUCGAACGGUCAUGUAGGGGCUGCUGAUGGGAAAGACAAAUUCUAUAUCGACACCGUAUUCGUCCUCACUACCUACAAAGUCGUCGUCAUAGUCGGCGAUAAAUAUGAGCUGGACAUGAGGGGGACAAAAUUCGGCGAACUCACUGAAAAGUCAUCUCGAAGACUGAGUAUGGAUCUAAAUUACUCAACAUCACGAACAGCAUCGACACGCUCCACAUCAACACUGAUCUCAUAACCGACAGCAUUGUAGGAGGUCGCGCUAGUAACACGCUAUUUGUCAUACCGACAGACAACUUGAGUCGGAGCUACCCGUUCUCAGUCCAACCAACCAGAGCGCUGUUAAACAACGUGGCUGCCAAUUUGAUUAGCAGUAUUAGAUUCUACGUGGUGGAUUCUAUCGGUCGUCCUAUCAAUCUCAACAGUAUCGAAUGGCACAUGACUCUAAUCCUGAGGUCGAUAUAUUAGUCUAACCUAAUUGUAUAUGAGUUAUCAACAUGAGGAGAUAUGACCCCGAUGUGGGUAGAUAUGUGUUGAAGCAUAUCUACGGCGGGGGCGUCAUUGACUCGAUAACUAAUCUCGGCCGUAAGGUAUUUGGAAAGACAGCAAAGAAGGCUGUAAAGGAUGCGACGAGUAAAGCAGUCUCAACCGCUAUAAGCAAAA
Molecule: messenger RNA, 5773 nt
Organism: Nematostella vectensis (starlet sea anemone)
Lineage: Eukaryota; Metazoa; Cnidaria; Anthozoa; Actiniaria; Edwardsiidae
Exons: 2
Coding region: 3948-4808 (286 amino acids)
Source: RefSeq, a predicted model, not a curated record